AUGAAAACUUGUUUAAAAUAUGAAGCUGAAUUUCAUUUAAGUGAUGAUUAUUGGGAGCAUGUAUUCACAUUCCUCAUCAACCGCAGCGACGGCAACACUCAAGACAACAACAAAUUCCACUUUAAAUCUCUAUCCCUCGUUUCAAAACGCUUCCUCUCCAUCACCAACACUCUCUUACUUUCUCUCACUAUUUCUAGUCUAUUACUCUCUCUUCCCACUACUCUCUUACAUAGAUUCUCCAACCUUAAUUCCCUCAACCUCUCCUUCACUGUUCGUCUCAUACCAAUUACCUCACAUUUCAUUCACUCUUUGCUCCCUCUAAAGGCAUUGACUAGUCUUACUUUGAGUCGGUGGACACUUUCAGAUAAUUUUCUUUAUGCAAUUGCAAGGGAAGCUCUUCCUUUAAGGAGGUUUGUCCUCCAAAAUUGUACCGGCUAUACUUACCAUGGAAUUUAUUCUUUCUUAUCUAAGUGUCAAACUAUACGACAUUUGGGUCUUCUACAAGAUUAUUUUUUAAAUAAUCAUCAUAUUGCUGACCUGUCUUUGAUUCUUCCUGGUUUGGUGUCUAUAAACCUCAGUCGAUGUUGGAACCUCACAGAAUCAGCCUUGUUUGCACUCAUUAGUAACUGUCGUUCACUUUCUGAGAUCACAAUGGAAUGCAUUAAUUUUCAGAAUUCUCAUUCUUGGAUGGAUUUUGAUGUGAUCCCUCAAUUAAAGUCUCUAUGUUUGGCAUACAGUUGGCUGAUAAAUGAUGAAGCCGUCAUAAUGUUUGCCUCGGUUCUUCCCAAUUUGCAGCUUCUUGAUUUGAGUUAUUGUUAUUGCAUAUCUGAAAAUGGAGUGAUAAAAGUGAUUGAAAGGUGCACAGAGCUGAAGAAGAUUGAUUUGAGAUAUUGUAAGGAGGUGGAUGCUGAUGCCAUUGUCUUGAGGACUUACAUUGGACAAGAUCCUUUGGAACUCACAGGUUUUCGAGAUCCAGGUUGUGACUGGGGAUUUGAGGAGGGUCUCAUACAUAGAUAUGAAACAAAUCUCACAUCAAACCCGAAGGUUUAUGCGGAUAUUGAGAUAGUGUCGGCGCAUAGAGGCAAACCAAAAAUUUUAGAACCUGCAGAUCUUAACAUAUAUGAAGCUAAACAGAGAAUCAAAACCUCGAGAUGCCAACUCAGAACCAAAAACACACAAACGUGCAAAAGUAUGAGCAACCACCAUAGAGAACACACAACUCCAGAUCUGAAGAAACCGAAAGUCGAUCCGCCUGGAGUGAUCAUCGACGAAACCAAACCGGAGCAGGAAAGACAAAAACCGGCCAAUCCAUACAAGAAGAAGGGUGGAACCUGA
Vicia villosa (hairy vetch) is the source of this 1335-nucleotide messenger RNA. RefSeq names its product F-box protein SKP2B-like. NCBI's taxonomy places the organism in Eukaryota, Viridiplantae, Streptophyta, Magnoliopsida, Fabales, Fabaceae. Gene Ontology annotation, cellular component: SCF ubiquitin ligase complex. The transcript is spliced from 4 exons. The record is from RefSeq and is a predicted model, not a curated record. Bases 1 to 1335 code for a protein of 444 amino acids. Gene Ontology annotation, biological process: SCF-dependent proteasomal ubiquitin-dependent protein catabolic process.